Messenger RNA from Danaus plexippus (monarch butterfly), 544 nucleotides. Its product is annotated as ejaculatory bulb-specific protein 3-like. The record is from RefSeq and is a predicted model, not a curated record. The transcript has 3 exons. Lineage: Eukaryota; Metazoa; Arthropoda; Insecta; Lepidoptera; Nymphalidae. Bases 121 to 486 code for a protein of 121 amino acids.
UGUAAAUCGACAUAGUUGUGUCGGAUCCGGCGGAGACUUGUCUCUUUAAAGAGUAUUAGAGUGAUCUUUAACGGGAGUCCCUUUUUAUUUUUACGACAGUAUUUUUUACAGAUCUUCAAUAUGAGGACUUUAAUUCUGGCUUUAGUUGCCUUCGCAGCUGCCAAUUCGCAGUAUUAUGUAUUGGAAAAGUUAGACAUGGAUUUAUUAGUGAAAAAUUUGGACGAGUUGAAGAUAUUUACGAAUUGCCUGCUUGAAAAGAUUCCUUGCAACAAGGUGCACGAAAGCUAUAGAGUCAAAACAUUAGAAGCCGUACAAGAAGCAUGCAAGAAAUGUAACCCUCACACGAAACACAUGUUCUGGGAAUACCUUCAAGCUCUUAAAGCAGAUUUACCCAAAGAGUACAUCGAGUUCAGACACAAAUAUGACCCCGACAAUAAAUACUUCGAUAUCCAUGAGGCUGAAAUAAGUAAAUACGCGAUUGAAUAAACACCGAAUUCAAUAAUAACGACUUAAUUUGAAAACAAAUACAUUGUUUGUAAAUAUA